Messenger RNA from Malania oleifera, 2615 nucleotides. Its product is annotated as splicing factor U2af small subunit B-like. The coding region runs from base 212 to 1171 and encodes 319 amino acids. Gene Ontology annotation, biological process: mRNA splicing, via spliceosome. Gene Ontology annotation, molecular function: metal ion binding; pre-mRNA 3'-splice site binding. The transcript has 6 exons. The record is from RefSeq and is a predicted model, not a curated record. NCBI's taxonomy places the organism in Eukaryota, Viridiplantae, Streptophyta, Magnoliopsida, Santalales, Ximeniaceae. Gene Ontology annotation, cellular component: spliceosomal complex; U2AF complex.
AAUAAUACUUCUCUACCGCCCGACGCAACCUAAGAACGCUACUCCCCACUCCGCCCUCCUUUCCCAGCCAUCCGAUCUCGUCUUCCUCUUCUUAUCUCCUCCGUCCAUCUAUAUCUCUCGCUCUUUCCCUUCUCUCACAACACUGCUCCCGUAAUAGCCAAACCCUAGAAAGAGAGAGAGAGAGAGAGCGCGCGCUCCAGAGCUUGCAUCAAUGGCGGAGCACUUGGCAUCGAUCUUCGGGACGGAGAAGGACAGGGUCAACUGCCCCUUUUACUUCAAGAUUGGGGCGUGUAGGCAUGGAGACAGGUGCUCCAGGCUCCAUACCAAGCCCAGCAUCAGCCCCACCCUCCUCCUCUCCAACAUGUACCAGCGCCCCGACAUGAUCACCCCCGGCGUCGACCCCCAGGGCAAUCCCAUCGAUCCACGCAAGAUCCAGCAACACUUUGAGGAAUUUUAUGAAGAUCUAUUUGAGGAGCUGAGCAAAUAUGGAGAGCUUGAGAGCUUGAACAUAUGUGACAAUCUAGCUGACCACAUGGUGGGCAAUGUCUAUGUUCAGUUUCGGGAGGAAGACCAGGCUGCAAGUGCAGUUCAGAAUUUAAGUGGAAGAUACUAUGCUGGCCGUCCCAUCAUUGUUGACUUUUCUCCUGUGACGGAUUUUCGUGAAGCCACAUGUAGGCAAUACGAGGAGAACAGCUGCAACCGUGGUGGUUAUUGCAAUUUCAUGCAUUUGAAAAGGAUCAGUAGGGAGUUGAGACGCCAAUUAUUUGGGAGAUAUAGACGUAGGCGUAGCCGCAGUAGAAGCCGAAGUCCCCACAGGUAUCAUAACCAUGAAGAGCGCCCUCAUGGAGGACGUGGUUUUGGGAGAAGGUAUGAUGACAGGGAACACUACCAUAACAAUCGGGGUGGUAGGAGACACAGGAGUACAAGCCCUGAGCAUCAUAGAGGACGCAGCAGGAGCCCUGGUGGAAGGAGAAAUCGGAGUCCUGUGAGGGAAGGUAGUGAAGAGAGGCGAGCAAAGAUUGAACAAUGGAACAGAGAAAGGGAGCAGCAGGCGGAAUAUGGUAAUAAGGCUGGUACAGAUGGUGGCAACAAUAAUGACGAAAACAACUACAAUGGUUACGUGCAGAACAGGGAUCAGUUUGAUGGCCAACAAGGAGGAUAUGAUUACUGAUUUGUUGAGCUGUGGUGUGCAGGUUUUCAGUCUGUGAUAUGGAUGUGAAAUGUUCCCCAUGCCCCCCCUAUUAUUUUUCUUUUAGUUUCAUUGCAUUUGGCUCUUUUACCCAAGCUCAUUGUGCAUAAUUUGUGUGCUUGUAUGCAUGAUGUGCUUUUAAACACUGCCCCUGAUUACCACCGCCUCUUUUUUUUUUGGUUUGGGUCUUUUUGUUUUUUGGGGGGGGGGGGGGGGGGGAGGGUUGCAGCUGCAUGUGGAACACAAUCCAUGACUUUUAUGGGUGGAAUCUUACUCCAUGAGUAGUAUUCACUGCUUUAGAUGCUGCCCUUUUAAAGCCAACUGGCGCUUCUUCUAUUGACUUUUCAUCGUGGUUAAUCAUGAUGUUUUGAAUUAUUCUGUAACCUUGUUUUUGGCAACAUGGAGAUUGAAUUUUUGGAUUUGGAUUUGUGGAUUUCAACAGAAUGCAAUAUAACAUUUAUAUUGAUCUUCAACUAAAGCCUACACAAAUCUGAAUCCAAGAACUGAAAUCUAUUUUUCUAUACCAUAACUUCAUUAUGAAAACUCGAUGCCUACUUACAUCAGCUACUUGCCAACAGAAUUGCCAUUGCGUUACAAUAUUAUUUUUCAUUAGCCACUUUCUGAUCAAUUGCAUUUCAUCCUUGUUUAUUUAUUUAUUUUUGGGGAGCGCGGGGGGGGGGGGGGGGGGGUGUGUGUGUGUGUGGGGAUGAUCACUAGUGUCUUUCUCCACUUUAAUUUCAUCUCCCAUCAAGCACUUUCCUCCCUAAAAAAUUCAUCAUCCCGAAACCCACAAAGUUCAUCUGAACAGAUUUCCUUCAUAGGUAGGUUUGGGUAGGUUGUGAUUAGCUGCAUGAAUUGUUUUUAGCCACUCCAUUGCCUAGUGUUGGAAAUUGGGCGAAGAAUGCCAUCAUGUGUGUGUAUUUUAUUUUAUGCUUUGAAUGCAUGUAAUUUUACAUUCAGGCACCCAGUGACCACCUUACAUCCAGGGCAGUGAAAGAUCAAAUUUUUACAUGGUCCUGCUGGUUUUGUUUUCUAUGAAACUUUCAUCUUUUUGAAAUCUGUGAUGAUCUUACUUGUAUAAUGAGUUUUGCAGGUUCAGGUAUCCCUGCUUCACAGGACCAGGCCCUUGUUUUAAUUGCAGCUUUCCAUGGAAUUUGUGUACAGGUUGUUGGAUGCUUUUUUGGAGGAUUGGGUUUACAGGAUAUAACAGGUUGCAGCUGGACGAAUAGAUGACAUGAUGGGCUGUGGUUGAAAUGUCGUGGGUGAGGUGUCAACUGCAGGUGCAUUGUUGUUUGUAAUGCAGGUUAGGACUUGCAGCAUUCCAUUUCGUUGGACAGAUUUCUAUUAUGGUUUUUUAGGUUUUUUGUGAGCUUUGUUUGAGGAACCAAAUUGAUAUCUAUUAACAAUGAAAUUAUCAGUGGAUAAA